AUGAAAGAGGGUAAAUCCGUUAAACUCAACCAUCAACAGUCGCACCAGAACGGUCACCUCUCGCCUUCAAAAUUCGCCAAAUUGUUUGAUCCCGAAGCUUCCUGGGAUAAGGAUCAAUUGGGAGACGUCUUACAUUGGAUUAGACAAGGGCUUGGCCUUGUGUGUGGAUUCCUUUGGGGUUCUAUACCUUUGGUUGGAGGCAUAUGGUUCAUCCUCUUUUUAGCAUUAUCGACUGGGGUUAUAUAUAGUUAUUAUGCAGUAAUAUUAAAGGUUGAUGAGGAAGAGUUUGGCGGUCAUGGAGCCCUCCUUCAAGAGGGACUAUUUGCUUCUAUAACUCUUUUCCUGCUUUCAUGGAUUCUAGUUUACAGUUUAGCACACUUCUGA
This is a messenger RNA of Sphenostylis stenocarpa, 384 nucleotides long. The record is from the annotation of a GenBank genome assembly. NCBI's taxonomy places the organism in Eukaryota, Viridiplantae, Streptophyta, Magnoliopsida, Fabales, Fabaceae.